Ostreobium quekettii is the source of this 402-nucleotide messenger RNA. Lineage: Eukaryota; Viridiplantae; Chlorophyta; Ulvophyceae; Bryopsidales; Ostreobiaceae. The record is from the annotation of a GenBank genome assembly.
AUGCCCGCCAGGAACGGCCGGCAGGAGGAGGACUGGAGUUCGGGCCUGUUCGCCUGCUUCGACGACGCCGGCCUGUGCAUCUGGGGCCUGCUCUUCCCGGCGUGCCUCUACGCCGACAACGUGGCCUUCAUCUCGAAGCGCCAGAAACAGGGCGCGCCGCAGAGCGCGGGCACCGGCUGGUGCUGCCCCUGCCUGACGUACUGCCUGUGCUUCUACUGCUCCUGCUGCAUAGCCGGCCUGUACAGGAACGACCUGCGGAGGAAGUACAGGCUUAUGCAGGAGCCUUGCGGGGACUGCACCGUGCACCUGUGCUGCUCCCCGUGCGGCCUGUGCCAGGAGGCGCGAGAAAUCAAGUUUCAGGAAGCAUGGAGGAUGAAUGCAAUGAGCAACACAAGAAUAUAG